AUGGACUUACCCGUCAACCCUCUCCACGCCGAGCGCGCCCGUCGAAAGAGCCGCUCCUCCACCAACCUCAAUCACCUGACCCUGGCGCCCCUGACGACCAAAAUGCCCUUCACCGGCCACGACCAAAGCGGCGGCGUUUACGAUAAUGACGCUGCCGGUACCCGCGCUCACGCGACGAUCAGCACGUCCUACAUUGAAGGACGAUCAGCCCCUACGACACCGCGCCUGCUAUCGCGCACACCAGGCAUCGGCCCCCGAUCACACUCGCACCACCGCACAGCCUCCGCCUCGGGACAAGGAGGUCCCGUGACGAAGAGCAAGUCGACGACGCAGCUCCAUCAGAAGUCCAGAACGCCGGGGGCCACCACACCCAAGCGACGAGCAGGGCCCAAGGACAGUGACAGUGACAGCGACUGGCUCUUCCGCACUGGCGCCUUGAUAAGCACCGAGGCGCGCGAGUUCAAGGGUCAGGCAUGGCUUGUAUCACGGCAGAGCUCGACGAGCCUAGUAAGCAUGAAGGACGAGGGCGAUGACCGAGACUUCGAGCGGGAGCUGGACGAAGAGAAGGACGCGGGCAGCAGCCGGCGAGGCAGCUCGGCGGCUGCAUCCGACCAUAAUGGCCAUCACGGCAAGUUGCCGAUGCGCGGGAGCCGUCUGACCAGUAGGGCUAACAGCGCUACACGACGGAGUUCACUCGCCUCGCCGAUGCCGACACUCACCGACAGCCACGAGGAUUCCUACUUUGGCUCUGCCGCCGUCGACGACGACGACAGCGUGCACCAGCAGGGCCCGGACUUUAUCAACCUAGAUGAGAGGCUAGAGCAGCUCGGUGGUGUUGACGGCGAUUGUGGUCUGCAGGACGACGAGGCGGCCGUGAGACGUUUGGUGCGUCGUGGAAAAGCCGAUAGGGGCACAUGGCUCAGCAAUGUCUUUGGUUGGACCCUGUUUUCUGUCGAGGAAGAUGAAGAUGACGAAGAAGGGAGUGAAGAAGAUGAAGAAGAAGAAGAAGAAGAAGAAGAAGCGGGUGAGGAGGAUGAGGGGCGGUCGAAGAAGCUGGCAGGGCGGAGUAGUUGGGCGGUACGGCAUUUCGAAGGGGUGUCUAAUGCGCCUGAUGAGAGAAUUGACCCUCCAAAAGGAGAGGAAGGGCCGUGGGGAGAUGCAGCUUGGCUUCUGAGCGUGGCUACAAAGGUCAUGUUCUAA
Geosmithia morbida is the source of this 1200-nucleotide messenger RNA. RefSeq lists its product as uncharacterized. The coding region runs from base 1 to 1200 and encodes 399 amino acids. The record is from RefSeq and is a predicted model, not a curated record. NCBI's taxonomy places the organism in Eukaryota, Fungi, Ascomycota, Sordariomycetes, Hypocreales, Bionectriaceae. The transcript has a single exon.